Messenger RNA from Macaca mulatta (Rhesus monkey), 1991 nucleotides. It is a transcript of the gene TADA1, whose product is annotated as transcriptional adaptor 1. The record is from RefSeq and is marked provisional. Gene Ontology annotation, cellular component: SAGA complex. Gene Ontology annotation, molecular function: transcription coactivator activity. Lineage: Eukaryota; Metazoa; Chordata; Mammalia; Primates; Cercopithecidae. Gene Ontology annotation, biological process: regulation of transcription by RNA polymerase II.
GGGCGGUCUGCGGUCGGGCUGAGACGCGCGGAGCAAUGGCGACCUUUGUGAGCGAGCUGGAGGCGGCCAAGAAGAACUUGAGCGAGGCCCUGGGGGACAACGUGAAACAAUACUGGGCUAACCUAAAGCUGUGGUUCAAGCAGAAAAUCAGCAAAGAGGAGUUUGACCUUGAAGCUCAUAGACUUCUCACGCAGGAUAAUGUCCAUUCUCACAAUGAUUUCCUCCUGGCCAUUCUCACGCGUUGUCAGAUUUUGGUUUCUACACCAGAUGGUGCUGGAUCUUUGCCCUGGCCAGGGGGUUCCGCAGCAAAACCUGGAAAACCCAAAGGAAAGAAAAAGCUUUCUUCUGUUCGUCAGAAAUUUGAUCAUAGAUUCCAGCCUCAAAAUCCUCUCUCAGGAGCUCAGCAAUUUGUGGCAAAGGAUCCCCAAGAUGAUGACGACUUGAAACUUUGUUCCCACACAAUGAUGCUUCCCACUCGAGGCCAGCUUGAAGGGAGAAUGAUCGUGACUGCUUAUGAGCAUGGGCUGGACAAUGUCACCGAGGAGGCAGUUUCAGCUGUUGUCUAUGCUGUGGAGAAUCACCUGAAAGAUAUACUGACAUCAGUUGUGUCAAGAAGGAAAGCUUAUCGGUUACGAGAUGGCCAUUUUAAAUAUGCCUUUGGCAGUAAUGUGACCCCGCAGCCAUACCUGAAGAAUAGUGUAGUAGCUUACAACAACUUAAUAGAAAGCCCUCCAGCUUUUACUGCUCCCUGUGCUGGUCAGAAUCCAGCUUCUCACCCACCCCCUGAUGAUGCUGAGCAGCAGGCUGCACUCCUGCUGGCGUGCUCUGGAGACACACUGCCUGCAUCUUUGCCUCCAGUGAACAUGUAUGACCUUUUUGAAGCUUUGCAGGUACACAGGGAAGUCAUUCCUACACAUACUGUCUAUGCCCUUAAUAUUGAAAGGAUCAUCACGAAACUCUGGCAUCCAAAUCAUGAAGAGCUGCAGCAAGACAAAGUUCACCGCCAGCGCUUGGCAGCCAAGGAGGGGCUUUUGCUGUGCUAAAUUAGGAUUUGAGGGUGUGGGACCCUCACCAAAUUCAUUGAUUACUGCAAAUUGAAUGUUUUUGGGGUCCACAUUUCAAGGCUGAAGUGUAUAGUGUAUAUAUAACCUUUCCUAUGGAAAUGUGACAUUGAGUACAUUUUGUGUUGCUAUUGUGAAGCCAUUAAUAUAAAUCUUUGGUAAUGACCCAUAUUUCUAUAUGUGUGUAUGUUCCCAGUUGUGGGAGCAGGCACUAACGAAAUCCUGUGCCUGAAAUGGAGAUAUUUAGGUACCUGAGGCUUAGUGUCCUGUGGUUUGCAUGUAAGAUAGAUGACAUCGUAAAACAAAGAAGCUGUUAUAACUUAAUCCCCCUGAUCAGCAGGAUAUCUGUGUGUUCAGUGACGUCAUACAUUCUGUAUCUAGUAGUCUUAAAAUUUCUGCCUUUCUCCUAAAGAAUGUGUUCUUGCAUUUUGGUUGAAAUAACCUACAGUGUUAACAAUCAGAUACCUCCUUUAGUGACCAGUUUAAUUUUUAAUAGCUAUAGAUAGCCCCUGAGAAAUUUAUCACUAUAACUCCACAGGAAAUAUGACAUGGAAAUGCUCUGUGUAUACUAAACAAAAUAAAGUCCCUCUUUGCAUUUAAAACCAAAGUCAAAACAAUACUCUUGUAAUGCAGUUAAUUAACUUUACGCCUUCCCAUGACUCAAGUUUUGUUAAAUAGGCCCAAAAACUUUGAUUGGCAGUUUCUUUGGUUAAUUAUUCCUAUAGAAUGUAUUUUAAGAAAUCUAUACAAAUUGGAUAUAUGCUUGGUAAUUCCCCAGUUUCUAGGAGGUACCUGUUUCUACCGUUUCAAGUGAUAAAGUGAAAAUAAUUUACAUUCGACAGUGUUACUGAUAACAAACCUACUUUAAGAGAUGUGUUGCUCUUUAUUUAAGGGAUAGUGUUGAUAGAUAAAUUAGAAUGUAUAGAUAGG